Messenger RNA from Schistocerca americana (American grasshopper), 537 nucleotides. RefSeq names its product ensconsin-like. The record is from RefSeq and is a predicted model, not a curated record. The transcript has 2 exons. NCBI's taxonomy places the organism in Eukaryota, Metazoa, Arthropoda, Insecta, Orthoptera, Acrididae. The coding region runs from base 1 to 537 and encodes 178 amino acids.
AUGUCGCAGCGGAUGGACGUGGAGACUGCGCGCGCGUGCUUCGCGAGCGAUCUGGCCAUCGCCACCGCGGCGGCCGGACGCGGUCCGGCAGGGCCUGCCCUGCCGCCCGCCCCGCCAUCAGUCGGCGCAACUACGACGAACCAACCCGCGGAACAGGGAAGAAAUAGUACCUCAACGGCAGAGCCGAUCCUGGACGACGAUUUGGACUCGAGCGCCGCCACAGAGGAGAAGGACCGAGAAGAAAGGAGACAAUCCGCGCUGUACCGACGAAGCAGACGAGACAGAUCUUCUAAACGUCACGCAUCGCUCCGCGACGCAACAGAAGAGGGAUUCAAGCUGCCACCACCUAGAAAGCAGGGGGAGGUGGCGUCACUGGAAGCAGCUGCCCGUUCACUUGAAGAGCAACAGAGUCAGAGGGACGCGCAACAGCGUGCUGUUGAUGCUGCACACCAGCAAGAGGAAGGCACAUCACCAUCACCGGGCCAGACGGUCGCCCCAGCUACGACUAGACGAAUACCGCUGAUAGUACUCCUGUAA